Molecule: messenger RNA, 7401 nt
Organism: Erpetoichthys calabaricus (reedfish)
Lineage: Eukaryota; Metazoa; Chordata; Cladistia; Polypteriformes; Polypteridae
Gene: alox5a
Product: arachidonate 5-lipoxygenase a
Exons: 14
Coding region: 78-2102 (674 amino acids)
Biological process (GO): lipid oxidation; linoleic acid metabolic process
Cellular component (GO): nuclear envelope
Molecular function (GO): protein binding; iron ion binding; arachidonate 5-lipoxygenase activity
Source: RefSeq, a predicted model, not a curated record
GUGAGCCGAGUCCGGCAGAGGAAGCCCUCAGCCAGCAGACCUCCAGAGACACCCUUCCUGAGCUCCUUGACCCAAACAUGCCCCUCUACACUGUCACCGUGUCCACGGGCAGCCAAUGGUUUGCAGGAACGGACGACUACAUUUACAUGAUCCUGGUGGGAUCAGAGGGCUGCAGCGAGAAGACUCUCUUGGACAAGCCUCUCUACAACGACUUUGAAAGAGGAGCCGUAGAUACCUAUGAUGUGAAUGUCCUGGAGGACCUUGGGGAAAUUCUUUUUGUCAAAAUUGAGAAGCGCAAGUAUUGGAUGCAUGAUGACUGGUACUGCAAAUACAUCACGGUGAAGACGCCGGCAGGGGACUACAUUGAGUUUCCCUGCUACCGAUGGGUCACAGACGAGAAGGAGAUCGUACUCAGAGACGGGAAAGCCCGACUGCCUCGGGAUGAUAAAACACAACUGGUCAGGCAGCACAGACGCAAAGAACUUGAAGAGAGGCAAAAGCUAUAUAGGUGGAAAGAGUGGCACCCUGGGUUUCCAUUAAGCAUUGAUGCCAAUGCACACAAGGAUUUGCCUCGGGACAUUCAGUUUGACAGUGAAAAGGGAGUUGACUUCAUCCUGAAUUACACCAAAGCGAUGGAGAACCUCUAUGUGAACCGCUUCAUGCACAUGUUCCAGUCGUCCUGGAGUGAUUUUGCCGAUUUUGAGAAGAUCUUUGUCAGAAUUAGCAACACCAUUUCAGAAUACGUCAUGCAGCACUGGCAGGAGGACUUCAUGUUUGGCUACCAGUUCCUGAACGGCUGCAAUCCUGUCAUCUUCGAGAAAUGCUCCACGCUGCCUGAUAAUUUUCCUGUCACUAAUGAAAUGGUGGAAUCCUGCCUAGAAAGAAAUAUGACGCUGGAAGAGGAACUUAAGGAAGGCAACAUAUACAUCGCCAACUUUGAGAUCCUGCAUGAAGUCUCUGCCAACUGCACAGACCCCUGCACCAUCCAGUACCUGGCGGCACCACUCUGUCUCUUGUAUAAGAACUCGGAGAACAAAAUCGUUCCCAUCGCUAUUCAGUUGGGACAAAUUCCUGGUGAGACAAACCCCAUUUUUCUUCCGACUGAUGCAAAGUAUGACUGGCUGCUUGCCAAAAUCUGGGUGCGCUCUGCAGACUUCCAUGUUCACCAGACAGUGAGCCACCUCCUACGGACACACCUCAUGUCCGAAGUGUUUGGAAUUGCAAUGUACCGUCAGCUUCCAUCUGUCCACCCCCUCUUCAAGCUUAUUCUUCCUCAUGUGAAGUUCACAAUCGCCAUCAAUACAAAGGCCCGAGAGCAGCUCAUCUGCGAGUGCGGCCUCUUUGAUAAGGCGAAUGCGACUGGUGGUGGAGGCCACGUUCAGCUAGUGCAGCGCGCCAUGAAGAACUUGACGUUCUCCUCGCUGUGCUUUCCAAAAGAAAUUAAGAAUCGAGGUGUGGACAGCAAGGAGGAUCUGCCCUACUACUACUAUCGGGAUGAUGGCAUGAAAGUCUGGGAGGCAGUGAAGAGCUUUGUUGCAGAUGUUGUGGAAAUCUACUAUGACAGCGACGAGACAGUGCAGACCGAUGUGGAGCUUCAGGCCUUUGUGAAAGACGUCUGUGUCUUCGGACUCAAGGACAAUGAACACUCAGGCUUUCCAAAGACGAUCAGCACCAUAGACCAGCUAAACGAGUACCUGACUGUGGUGGUCUUCACUGCAUCUGCACAGCAUGCAGCUGUCAAUUUUGGACAGUAUGACUGGUGUUCAUGGAUUCCCAACUCUCCUCCAACGAUGCGGCGUCCACCACCUGAAGAAAAGGGCAUGGUGACCAUCGAGUACAUCAUUGAGAGCCUUCCUGACCGGGGACGUUCCUGCUGGCACCUGGGGGCCGUGUGGGCUCUGAGCCAGUUCCAGGAGAACGAGCUUUUCCUCGGCAUGUACACAGACGAGCACUUCACUGAGAAGCAAGUGAAACAGGCGACAGUCAACUUUAGGAAGAAACUGGACGAGAUCACGAGCCUCAUAAAGGACAGGAACAAAAACAAAAAGCUUCCCUAUUACUACCUGUCGCCGGACAGAAUUCCCAACAGUGUUGCCGUGUGAAGUCCAAGGGCUUCUCCCGCCGAGUGGGCCCUGACCAGGCUGUGUUAUCUGACGAGCUCAUUCCAAAGCCUGACGUGAAACCAUCUUUUCACACCUGGUCACACACAUUAUAAGUUACUGGGUGCCACUCCCUUACUGUUAGCCACCCUUAGUCUCCAUCGGGGGGCACUGUGACUAGAUGUCCAACUCUCAGUACCAUCUAAGCCAGUAUGCAGCCUUUCCCUGGACUUGCAUGCUGGCUUACUGGUCCUCAGGUUUAGCCCUGGGGUACCACCGUGGGUACAGGCUCUUAUUCUAACCAGUUUCACAGAUCAGGGGGACCCACUUAUAGUGUGGCUGGCCUUUCUUCUUUUCUUAUUCACCAUUCAGAAAAAGCACUAAUAAAAAUGCUCACUAAAGGGGGAAACCCCAUCACAAACCCCGGCAAGAUACAAAAAGAGCUAAGCAGAAUCUUCAUAAAGUAAAAAGGCUUAUUUCCACAUUCUGCUAGAAAGCUCCGUGGAGCACAAAGGCAAAUCCAUAGCAAAGACAUUCCAACAGCAGGGUCACAACACACAGACUCACCAUGAACCACAAGGAACUGCGGGAGACCCUCCAGAUUUGUGGAGCAGCUCCCACCUCUUGGGGUACCACAUGGAACAGAAAAUACAGCAGAUAAUUAGCAACAGUAACAUUAACAUAAAUAAAGAACAACAAGGCCAUCAAUCAAGACUUAGAGCCCCCACUAGGAUAGGACCCCCGUUUGAGAUAAAACACUCUGCACUCCCCUCAACAUGUAAUUUGGAUGUGACAAACACAAGGUGAUCUGAUGGGACAUUUGCAUGUAAAAGAAACUGAGCAGAAGUCCAGCUCUCUGUGCCAUCUAAGUCAGCAGGCAGCGUUGCCCAGGACCUGCCAGGUGGGUUACUGGCCAGAAAUGUCGUAGUUUUAAACAUUUUUAACAUUCUUUUACUAUUCUUAAUUUCAAUUCAUCUCAUUCCUCUGGAGUUUGUCAGUAUGUGGAUACAAUUUAAGGAGCAAUCCAUGAUGAGCAGUGCAGACACGGGUGCAAAUGGCACUGCAUGUUACACUUCAAUGUGUGCUAAUUAGUCAUAAAAGGCUGAACUGAGUGGUCCUCAAGUGGAGUCCUGCGGACCACCUUAACUGCAACUGCUCAUCCCAGCCACCUUCUGCUUCUAACUGGGCUCCUUCCUUUAUUAAACUAGCCUUUAUCUCCCAGUUUCUGACUUUUUUUGCGUCAAUCCUGAAAUUUCAAAACAGUUUUACUACAUGUUUAGGGGAAUGCAGUGAGUACUUGUGUGUGUGUGUUUGUGUGUGUGUGUAUAUGACUUUCUUUAUUGUUCUUUUUCUUUGAUUUUAAGAUUUUGCUCUUCAUGUUCAGGUUAUUUAAGCCUUUCUUAUUAACUAGUUGUGCUACCCAUCUAAGACGGGUUUACAUCUAAAUCAACAUGGAACUCAAUAUUAACAUUUGCAUUGCACCAUCUGUUGGAAUGUAUUUUGCAAUGCAUGUGGUAAUAAAAUGUAUCACAUUUGUCAUUUCAACACAUGGCACAUCACAAACAUCUGUAGUAUUUGUUGGAGUGACAAAUACAAUGCAUAUAUCUCAGUUAUAUGCUGUUUGGUAUGGGACUUGUAAAAGCAGAGUUAAUGUUUGUAAUGCGCCAUCUGUUGGAAUGAUAAAUACAAUGCAGAUUUCUGCUACUGUAUAUGCCAUUUGGUAUGGAACACUUAAAAGCAGCUUUAAUGUUAGUGAUCUGCUGGAAUGACAAAUGCAAUGCAUUUUAUUAUUACAAAUGUUUGAGAUGCACCAUCUGUUGGAAUGAUAAAUGCAAUGUAUAUGUCUGUUAUAUUUGGUAUGGGACUCUUAAAUGUAGUGUUAAUGUUAGUGAUGUGCCAUCUGUUGGAAUGACAAAUGAAGCACAUACGUCUCAUAUGCCAUUUGGUAUGGGAUUCGUUAACACAGUUUAAAUGUUUGUGAUGCACCAUCUGUUGGAAUGAAAAGUACAAUACAUUUUAUUGCUACUAAUAUUUGUGAUGCGCCAUCUGUUGGAAUGACAAAUGCAAUGCAUUUUAUUAUUACAAAUGUUUGGAAUGCGCCGUCUGUUGGAAUGAUAAAUGCAAUGCAUAUGUCUCUGUUAUAUGCCAUUUGGUAUUGGACUCUUAAAAAAGUAGUGUUAAUGUUAGUGAUGCACCAUCUGUUGGAAUGACAAAUGCAGCACAUACGUCUCAUAUUCCAUUUGGUAUGGGAUUAGUUAACACAGUGUAAAUGUUUGUGAUGUGCCAUCUAUUGGAAUGAAAAAUGCAAAUACAUUUUAUUGCUACUAAUGUUUGUGAUGCACCCCAACUGUUGGAAAGACGGAGACAAAGCAAACCGGAUGGACACAGACAGACACACACACACAUCUCCUUUUAUUAAGGGGCAUUAACUCACAAGUGAACGUUCUACAGACGUAGCUGCCCUCCUUUAGUAUUCAGUGUCUGUACUGAUCAUCACUAAUCGUCAAACUCUGCACAAAAAGAUGACCUAAAAAGAAUAUGGGAAAUGAAAAUUAACAUUUAAAGAUAUGGCCAAAAAUACAAAUGUCUGGAUUUUGAUUACAUAUAAAUAUAUUAGUACUUAUUUCUGAAUGCAAAAUUAUAGAAAAUGUCUAAUUAAAUAGUUGGAUCGUUUAGAAGGAAGACCAAACCAUUUAUUUGUGAAACUGCUUAGAAUGAAAACCCACAGCCACUGCGGUACCCCAGGACUGAACCUGGAGACCUCGGAUUUAGGGUAUGUAGCCAUUUGUCCUUAGCCUGAAGCACCCAGUUUGGUACUUGUGGGGGGUCAAAGCCUGUGUUGGCAGCGAUGGGUGAAGGGUGGGAGUCACCAUGGGCACCACUGCAUCACACACAAGUGGGAGGAGAGCUGGAGGAUGGGGGGCGGUGGUGUAACAGUAGGCAGUGCAGGGUGGGCAUCUGUGCCAGGGCCCAUGAGGCUGGGGUGGUCCCAUGCUGACUGCAUGGGUGGCAUUUUAUAAAGCUUUAUUAUUAACAUGCUUGCCUAGUUGACGCUGGAAUGAACACAACUCCAUAAAGCUGAAUUAGGAUUAUUAAUCUUUCUUGUAGCCGAUAUGCUUGAAAAUUCUUGUUGAUGGUGGUCAUUUCAUAAUUGAGGGGCCUAAUUUAUUUAUUUAUUUUUUGCUUUGGGGUCUGUCCUAUUCUAGUUACGCCACUGCUCUGAGCCUAAGUGUGUGGAGCUGUAAGGACCACCGUGCUGCCCCCCUCACAUUUCACGCCCUUCACAUUUCCUGACUGACGUCUUGUUAGCAAAAAAAAUAAAAACGACUUGCAUGUGUGUAGCUUGGAGGUUCGGGGGGCAGCCGCCCACCACCUUUGAUUUUCACCAGGAGUUGAGAAGGGGUUUACGAUUGCCGGGGAGACCCCUGUUUCCCAAGCUUCUGUUUGAAAAGUAUGAUUUGUAGAACUUAUUACAUUUGUAAACUUUGGAACACUCCCUCCUCUCCAAGCCCCCGAAUUGGAUUAAGCAGGUUUCAGAAUAUUUUGUUCAUAUUGUUGUAUCAGGAGGUCAAUGGCCAGCGGCUCCAGUCGUCAUGUGGAGGUCCUGAGUUGGUGGAGGCCCGUCUCGAAUCAGUCAUGUGAUAACAUCCCAGCAUUCCAGAGUCUGAUGAUGCGGACCACAGCGGAUAGUCACUAGGGGGUGACCAAUGGGGACAGGUCACCUCAACCACUGGACCACUGGACGAGAUGUGGUUAGCCUGAAAGAGGCAAAAAAAGACCCCUGUUAGAGAAUUGGACAGAAAACAAAAGACGAGGGAGAGUCGCGCUAAAGUUAGAAAAUGAGAACCUUCACAAAACUGAUCGUGGCAUUUCUCAAUGUGGUCUCCACCCUUCUCAAUGCACUUGUGCCACCCGCCUGGCAGUGCCAGCAGAAUAAAAAGUUUUGUCUCGUCCUCUCAGCCACUCAUGUACCGCUUUCUUCACAUCGUCAUCUGUCUUGAAUUGACGACCACCCAGAUGUUUCUUUAGUGGUCCUAAAAAGUGGAAAUCACACGGUGCCAAAUCUGGCAAAUGAGGAGGAUGUGGCAAUACCUCAAACUUCAGUUUCUCCAGACAAGCCUUGAUGUUCUUAGUAGUGUGUGUCAUUGUCAUGCACAGAAGGACCCCUCGAGACCGCAGUCCCCACUAUUUGGAUCACAUACAACCACCUACACCUGAACACCAGCAAAACCAAGGAGCUGGUGGUGGAUUUUAGGAGGCCCAGACCCCUCAUAGACCCAGUGAUCAUCAAAGGUGACUGUGUGCAGAUGGUGCAGACCUAUAAAUAUCUGGGAGUGCAGCUGGAUGAUAAAUUAGACUGGACUGCCAAUACUGAUGCGCUGUGCAAGAAAGGACAAAGCCGGUUAUACUUCCUUAGAAGGCUGGCUUCCUUCAACAUCUGCAAUAAGAUGCUGCAGAUGUUCUAUCAAACAGUUGUGGCGAGCGCCCUCUUCUACGCAGUGGUGUGCUGGGGAGGCAGCAUUAAGAGGAAAGACGCCUCACGCCUGGACAAACUGGUGAGGAAGGCAGGCUCUAUUGUUGGCAUGAAGCUGGACAGUUUAACAUCUGUGGCAGAGCGAAGGGCGCUCAGCAGGCUCCUAUCAAUUAUGGGGAAUCCACUGCAUCCACUAAAUAAUGUCAUCUCCAGACAGAAGAGCAGCUUCAGUGACAGACUGCUGUCACUGUCCUGCUCCACUGACAGAUUGAGGAGAUCGUUCUUCCCCCAAACUAUGCGACUCUUUAAUUCCACCAGGGGGGGUAAACGUUAAUAUUUAACAUUAUACAUAGUUAUUGUCUGUUUUUUUCACCUGCAUUAUUAUCAUUCUUUAAUUUAAUAUUAUUUAUUGUAUCAGUAUGCUGCUGCUGAAGAAUGUGAAUUUCCCAUUAGGAUUAAUAAAGUAUCUAUCUAUCUAUCUACAUAGCAGGCUUCACAUUGGUCUCCAGAAAGUCACAGUAACUGGCACUAGUGACUGGAGUACCCCUCGGCAUGGAGUGUUUGACAAUAACUUGAGUGCACGAGUGGCUGUGAGGAGGAGACAAAACUUUUUAUUCUGCUGGAAUCCAGGCAGGUGGCACAAGUACAUUGAGAAGAGUGGAGACUCCAUUGAGAAAUGACAUGAUCAGCUUUGUGAAGGUUCACUCCAUUGUCUAACUUUAGCGCGACUCCCCCUCGUAGAAAAGCUCCAUUAUAAAAGUGCAAACGACUAUUUCUGUCUCAGGUUCCUCCGCUUACACGUUUUACACGUGAAUUUUAUAAACACCA